AGAGAAAUAUAAUGGAUUUGAGUAGAGAAAAAUCAGCAAAAGUUGGGUUCUAUAAGCUUUUUCGUUAUGCAGAUAAAUUUGAUGUUAUUUUGAUGAUUAUCGGGAGCAUCGGAGCCAUUGCAAACGGCGCUUCGCAGCCUAUUAGUACACUUACAUUUUCCCAACUUGUUAAUUCUUUGGCCCAGCCAAAUCAUACCCAACUCCUCCAUCAAGUUUCUAAGGUGUCUCUUAAGAUUUUAUUCAUAGCUAUUGGUGGAGGGAUUGCCGGAUUUCUACAGGUAAGCUGUUGGAUGGUGUCUGGUGAGAGGCAAUCGAGUCGAAUAAGAGCUCUGUACUUGAAAGCAUUGCUAAGGCAAGAAAGCUCAUUCUUCGACACCGAAACCUCAACCGGAGAAGUGAUGAACACUAUUUCCGGGAAUAACGUUCUCAUUCAAGACGCCAUGGGAGAAAAGGUUGGAAAGUUCAUAGAAUUUGCAUCAACCUUCAUUUCGGGGUUCAUUAUUGCGUUCGCACGAGGGUGGCUUUUGUCGGUUGUUUUACUGUCAUGUGUUCCGGCAAUCGUCCUGAUCGGAGGAUCCCUCGCCUUGUUAACUUCAAACAUGUCUGCAAAUGAACAAGCAGCUUAUGCAGAAGCUGGAAAUGUAGUGGAUCAAACACUUGGAGCUAUUAGAACAGUUGCAUCGUUCUGCGGAGAGACACGAGCUAUUGCCAUGUACAACAAAAAGCUGGAAAUCGCUUAUAAAGCUAGUACCAAACAAGGGCUGGUUUCAGGGAUUGGACUCGGCUCGAUGCUAUUAAUUUCCUUUACGAGCUACGCAUUUGCUGUAUGGUAUGGAUCGAGGCUGAUCAUAGACAAAGGGUAUAACGGUGGAGAUGUCGUUAACGUAAUUCUCGCAAUCAUGGUUGCUGGAUCGUCACUGGCCCAGACUUCUCCAUGCCUCGGUGCAUUUUCAGCAGGGCAGGCUGCAGCAUGCACGAUGUUCGAGGUUAUAAACCGUAAACCUCUAAUCGAUACAUGCGACAAAAGUGGAGUCGUGUUGGAAAAUCUUGAAGGCGAAAUCGAAUUCAAAGAUGUUCAUUUCAGCUAUCCAUCGAGGCCGGACGUGCAGGUUUUUUCUGGUCUCUCGUUAAGUGUUCGUAAAGGGAAAACGUUAGCUUUGGUGGGGCAGAGUGGGAGUGGGAAAUCGACCAUUAUCAGUUUGCUUGAAAGGUUUUAUGAUCCUGAUUUCGGAAAGAUUCUAAUAGAUGGUAUUGAUUUGAACAAGUAUCAGCUAAGAUGGAUAAGAGAGAAAAUGGGGCUCGUUAGCCAAGAGCCCGUUUUGUUUUCGACCACUGUGAAGGAAAAUAUACUAUACGGCAAACCUUGUGCUACUGAUGAAGAGAUUACAUCUGCAGUCGAGCUUGCUAAUUGCGCGAAAUUUAUCGACAAAUUACCUAACGGGAUUGAUACAAUGGUGAGCGAAAAUGGGACGCAGCUAUCUGGAGGGCAAAAGCAAAGAAUUGCUAUUGCCAGAGCUAUUCUGAAAAACCCGAAAAUUCUUCUUCUGGACGAAGCAACGAGUGCUCUGGAUGCAGCGUCUGAACGCAGAGUACAGUAUGCUCUCGAGAAAGUUAUGCCCGAUCGAACGACUGUGGUUGUUGCUCACCGCUUAUCCACUGUUAAAAAUGCUCAUCUUAUAGCUGUGUUACAUGCUGGGAAACUUGUUGAGCAAGGAACUCAUGACGACUUGAUUCAAAUCCCCGACGGGGCAUAUCACCAGCUUCUUUACAUGCAAGAGGGAAACAAGAGUGGACAUAUUAACAAUUUAGCGAAAUUGGAUCCAAUAUCAAAUAAAACAGAUUCCUCGAUUAUGUCUUCGGGCAAGAAAUUAUCGAAAAGGUUUUCUUCAAGCAUAGGAUCGUUGAGUAACCGGUGCUUUAGCUUCGGACACGACACUAAAACUACAGACGAGGCAGUUGAAAUAUACGAAACGGAUGUGAAAAACGAAAAGAACGUAUCAAUUAAACGCUUGGCCUAUUUAAAUACACCCGAGUUACCAGCUCUGCUCAUUGGAUCCUUAGCUGCAGCUGUACACGGUGCAGCUUUCCCUGUAUUCGGACUCUUAAUAGCAACAGCAUUUGGAAUAUUCUUCGAAACGCGGGAUGAACUAAACAAGGACUCUCGAUUUUGGGCUUUAAUUUUCAUAGCCGUCGGUGCUGUAGUUUUCGUUGCAGCUCCUGUUCAGAACUAUAUGUUCGGAGUUUCAGGUGGUAAACUGGUACAGAGAAUCCGAUCCUUGCUAUUCGAGAAGAUACUUCACCAAGAAAUUAGUUGGUUCGACGACCUUGCUAACUCAAGUGGCGCAGUGGGAGCAAGGCUGUCUAGCGAUGCGUCGACUGUGAAAAGCCUUGCGGGCGACACGCUGGCGUUAGCUGUACAAAAUGUAGCGACCACGAUAGUAGGUCUCUCGAUAGCUUUCAUGACAAACUGGAAGCUAGCACUCACUGUCGUAAUAGUGGUACCGCUUAUGCUCGUAGAAGGAUACUUCCGAAUGAAACUUGUGAAGGAAGGUACUAACAAGGUGAUAUUUGAAGAAGCAAGUCAAGUUGCAAGCGAUGCGAUUAGAGGCAUUAGAACUGUCGCAUCCUUCUCUGCCGAGGAUAAAGUGAUGGAGAUGUACCGAAGAAAAUGUAAAGUUCCAAAACGGCAAGGAGUUUGGUACGGGGUUGCGGGUGGGGCCAGUUUAGGCUUCGCUAAUUUCGUAUUGUUCUCUAUAUACGCAUUCUGUUUCUACGUUGGAGCUGUCCUCACAAACCGUGGACAAGCAACGUUCGGUGAAGUCUUUAAGGUUUUCUUUGCAUUACAAGUGUCGUCUCUAGGCAUUGCACAGAGCAGCACACUCCUAGCAGAUUUCAACAAGUUCAAGAACUCUGCUGCAUCCGUAUUCGAAAUCCUCGACCGGAAAUCACUGAUCGACUCGCGUGGUUGCGACGGUCUAAAACUCGACAAUUUAAAAGGUGAUAUAAAAUUCCAACACGUUAGCUUCAAAUACCCCACACGGCCCGAUAUUCAAAUCUUCAAGAAUCUGAGCUUGCACAUAUCAUUUGGAAAGACAUGUGCUCUUGUCGGAGAAAGUGGAAGUGGUAAGUCAACUGUAAUAAGUCUACUACAGAGGUUUUAUGAUCCAGACAGUGGUCACAUAUAUUUGGAUGGUGUCGAAAUUCGAAAACUCAAUCUAAAAUGGCUAAGGCAACAAAUGGGGCUUGUGGGCCAAGAGCCGGUACUUUUCAACGAGACAAUCCGAGAAAACAUCUCUUACGGUUAUUCGAAAACGCCAACCGAAGAAGAGAUUGUUAGUGCAGCAAAAGCUGCACAUGCGCACGAGUUCAUAUCAGCAUUGCCCGAGGGGUACGAUACAUGUGUUGGAGAAAAUGGGGCUCGAUUAUCGGGGGGCCAAAAGCAACGCAUAGCAAUUGCGAGGGUGGUUUUGAAAGAUCCGAAGAUUCUGUUGCUCGACGAGGCAACUAGUGCUUUGGAUGCCGAGUCGGAGCAUUUUGUGAUGCGUGCGUUGGAGAGGGUUAGGGUUAGGAAAACUAGCGUGGUUGUGGCUCAUCGGUUAACCACGGUUAAGUGUGCAGAUGUGAUUGCUGUGGUGAAAGAUGGUUUGGUUGUUGAGGAAGGUACACAUGAUUUGCUCAUGGGGAUUCCUUUUGGUAUUUAUGCCACUCUAGUUUCUGUUACUGGGAAUUCCAACUGACAAGGUUUACGAAAAAAACCGUUUUUGAGUGGAUAAUUACAACUGCCGCCAUCAACUAUGCAUUUUCUUAGAAGAAAAACCCUUCAUUCAGUAGAUAUAUUUGACACCGUAAAGGUGAACGUGUAAUACAAUACAUACAUAGUCGAGAUAAUGUCUGUAAUUACCAAAAUAUGAGGGCAUUUUCGUAAUUUGACCUUAUCUUAAGGAGUUGGUCGUAAUUUGCCGUAUUUUGUAUCAAGUGAUGUAUGUUUUGUAUUUAAUUCAAGACGUAAGUGUCUG
Molecule: messenger RNA, 4016 nt
Organism: Erythranthe guttata (spotted monkey flower)
Lineage: Eukaryota; Viridiplantae; Streptophyta; Magnoliopsida; Lamiales; Phrymaceae
Product: ABC transporter B family member 9
Biological process (GO): oligopeptide export from mitochondrion
Cellular component (GO): mitochondrial inner membrane
Molecular function (GO): ATP binding; ATP hydrolysis activity; ABC-type oligopeptide transporter activity
Source: RefSeq, a predicted model, not a curated record